UAGUUUGUUGUUCAUUGUUUUCAAAUCUCAUUAGUUAUUAAAAUUGUGUAAUAGAAGUGUUUAAAUGUCAUUAAUAUUAUUCAAAUAAGGGUAAUGCUGAUAUGUUUUAUCUUAUUGAUGAACUUCGGCUUGAUUUAUAAAACCCAGGCUUACAGACACGGAAUAUUUUUGGAAGCUCAACCGUUGUGCAACAAUUUAACUUGUGAGGGAGAUCUUGAGCAUACAGCCUGUCGAGAUUUCUACCCCCAGUCGAACUGUUACAAUUUUGACUUUUUAGACAUUUCAAGAACAGAAAUUCGAACAAUGAUUUUAGGACACAACGGAAUAAGAAAUAAAAUAGCUAAAGACUGGGAUAUUGGAAAUAUGAAUAUUUUGCAUUGGAGCAGAGAUUUGGAGAAGUUGUCAAAAUAUUUUUUACUAUCCUGUGAAGAAACUAAAGAUGUUUGUAAUUUUUUAGUAUCAAAAGAUAUUACAAUUGGUCAAAAUAUCUUCUUUUCGGAAGCUUCUCCGGGCCCAAGAUGGGUAGGAAGAACUAUAAGGCAUUGGUAUUCAGAAUUAGGUUAUGACAUUAAGAGUUGGGAACAAUUCAGCGAUGCCCAAAAACGGAAUGGUUCUCAGUUUACUCAUUUUACCCAGAUGAUAUGGCCAAACACAGAAUUCGUUGGCUGUGCAGCAGCUAAAAUGUCUGGUGGAUAUAUGACGACAUGUUACUAUCACCCUGCAGUUUCUGAAAAUAUCCAUGAUUUUUCUUUCGACAACAAAGGAUGUACUAAAUGUUCUCAAGAGCGUCAUACUUGUUCACGUGAUUUUAACAAUCUAUGUGGAUUAGACGUUCAAUACAGUCCUGGAAAUAGUUUUGACAAGUCGAAAUGGAUAUUACUUGUGAAUUUUUUAAAUAUUUUCAUAUGGAUUAUUUAGUUUUGAUGUAAUAUAUUAAAUAAAAAACAUAGACAUAAAAAUAAACUUAAUAGUUUUCAACUU
Molecule: messenger RNA, 981 nt
Organism: Eupeodes corollae
Lineage: Eukaryota; Metazoa; Arthropoda; Insecta; Diptera; Syrphidae
Product: cysteine-rich venom protein pseudecin-like
Exons: 6
Coding region: 94-918 (274 amino acids)
Source: RefSeq, a predicted model, not a curated record